Molecule: messenger RNA, 1971 nt
Organism: Clonostachys solani
Lineage: Eukaryota; Fungi; Ascomycota; Sordariomycetes; Hypocreales; Bionectriaceae
Source: the annotation of a GenBank genome assembly
AUGACAACGCUCAAUCUCGUGGAGGCUGGCAUCUAUAGUCUCCAAGACGCUCUAUCCUCCGGCUCCUUAUCAUCAGUUGAGCUUGUGGCCUUGUAUCUGCGUCGCAUUUCGAAAUAUGACUGCCGAAACACUGUCCUGAACUCAAUCCCUAUUCUCAAUCCGAACGUAUUCGAGGAAGCUGCAGCAUCGGAUGACCGCCGUGCUUCCGGCCAGGCAGGGCGCCUUGAAGGUAUUCCCUUUACCGUCAAGGAUAGCUUCAAAGUCAAGGGCAUGACUGUCUCCUGCGGAUCGCCGGCUUUCAAAAAUCUCAUUUCCAACGAGGAUGCCUUCACUGUCAGCAGCAUUCGUGCAGCUGGUGGAGUUCUGAUCGGAAAGACAAAUAUGCCUUCGAUGGCAUAUGGGGGAAUGCAACGCGGCAUCUACGGCAGGGCAGAGAGCCCUUACAAUCCAGAGUUCCUGGCGGCUGCCUUUGCGUCCGGCUCAUCGAAUGGGUCUGGUGUUUCAACGGCGGCUUCUUUUGCGGCUUUUGGGAUGGGCGAGGAGACUGUAUCCUCAGGGCGUUCGCCGGCUUCCAACAACGCGCUGGUUGCGUAUACACCGUCCAGAGGCUGGAUCUCCAUCCGGGGAAACUGGCCGCUGUACCCAACUUGUGAUGUUGUUGUCCCACAUACUCGGACAAUGAGUGAUAUGCUCACACUUCUUGAGGUAAUAUCUGCCAAUGAUCCAGUUACCGAAGGAGACUAUUGGAGAAACCAGCCAUAUGUGUCUAUUCCAGAGCCAUGGGGAGGGAGGCCUUCCGCCACUCUCUUUCAAAACAUCUCCGAGUCGGUAUCACUCAAGGGUCUACGUAUAGCAGUUCCGGAAAUGUACAUUGGAGGCAAGAGCCCCGAUGGCGCAGCCCCAGUCACUACUAGUGAGGGCGUAAUCAUGGUCUGGGGUGAGGUUAGAAAGAAACUUGAGUCUCUUGGAGCCGAAAUUGUACUGGUGCCCGACUUUCCUGCUGUCACAGCCUACGAAAAUCCCGAGUUGCUACAAGCUGUGACAGGACUGCCUGAGAACUGGCAAUGGACUGAAAAAGGGCCGCUUAUUGCACAUGGCUGGGAUCUCUUUCUCAGCUCAAAUGGAGAUCCAAAUACGCCAAAUCUAGCCAGCGUCGAUGAAAACAACAUUUACCCAGAUUCAUUGCGAACACCAGUCGAGAUUGAAAACCUCCCAACACAAAAUGUCAUUCAUUGGGGCAAGCUUGCCAAAUAUGUAAAAGAGGGCACCGGUUCAAUGUUCGAUAUCAAGGAUCUGGAUGCUGCCUCCAUAAACCUCGAGACGAUGCGCAAACAGCUCUCAGAUGAUUAUCUCGAACGUUGCGGGUGUGACUGUUUCGUUUUCCCGGCAGCUGGCGACGUUGGGUCUGCUGAUGCCGACGUCGACUCAGCUCAUGCUGCACACGCCUGGUCUAAUGGUGUUUUCUACAGUACUGGGAACAGGGCCCUACGCCAUCUUGGCAUCCCGACGGUGACUGUCCCGAUGGGAAUGAUACCAGGUAAAAACAUGCCCAUUGGUUUGACAUUUGCCGGCCGUGGAUUCGAUGAUGAAAAUCUGUUGAAGUGGGCAAACGCAUUUGAGACGCAGACGAAACUAAGAAGCCCUCCACCGCACACUCCGUCGCUGCCGUCGGAUUUCAUCCAAUUGUCGUCCAAAAAUCAUUCAAUCAAGACUAGGCCGCAGAUCCUAGUUACGAAGUGUACUUCCACACGUACCACGGAAACCGGGUUGCUACGAGUUGAGUUUGAGGGAACAAUUCAAGUUGAUUCGGCUAGCAGUGACCGCCCACCAGCAAUUCAGGUCGCGGUAGAUGGGCAAGACGUACCUGAUGAACAAAUCAUUGUUGAUCGUGUCGCCAAUGAAUCGGGGGAGGGUCAUGGCUUGUAUCUUUUCCGGGGAUGGGGAGACACCCGGGCCACCAGAAAGAAAUGA